Molecule: messenger RNA, 594 nt
Organism: Rasamsonia emersonii CBS 393.64
Lineage: Eukaryota; Fungi; Ascomycota; Eurotiomycetes; Eurotiales; Trichocomaceae
Product: U1 small nuclear ribonucleoprotein A
Exons: 3
Coding region: 1-594 (197 amino acids)
Biological process (GO): mRNA splicing, via spliceosome
Cellular component (GO): U12-type spliceosomal complex
Molecular function (GO): pre-mRNA intronic binding; U12 snRNA binding
Source: RefSeq, a predicted model, not a curated record
AUGGCUACGAAAACAACUACCACGCGCAAUGGCCCUGCAGGGGGCAAGGCUGCUCCGUCGGUUGGUGCUCCAAAUCAAACCCUUUAUAUCAAGAACCUGCCCGACAAGAUUAAGAAACCGGAUCUCAGAACGGCCUUGUACACGCUUUUCUCGACCUACGGCACCGUUCUUGAUGUGGUUGCCAUGAGAACAGAGAAGAUGCGAGGACAGGCUCAUGUCGUGUUCAGAGACAUCCAGUCGAGUACGCAGGCCAUGCGCGCGCUCCAAGGCUUUGAUUUCUUCGGGAAGGAGAUGCAAAUCGCCUAUGCCAAAGGUACCUCCGACGUGAUUGCCAAACUCCGUGGCACCUACGUGCCGAGUACGGCCCCUAGUCAAGGCGCUGGUGUCUCGACGGAGCUGCAGAAAUCCGUCUUUGGCGGACCACCCUCCGCGACUACGGCAAAGCCUUCUGAAGCCGCGGAAGGCGGGAAAGAAGGAGAACAGAAACCACCCCAAGGUGUCAAACGUCCGCGUGAGGAGGAGAGCGACGAGGAAGAGGCACCAAUGGAUGAAGAGAGCGAUGUGCCAAUGGAGGCGUCGUCGGAUGAAGAUUAA